Rhodamnia argentea is the source of this 1811-nucleotide messenger RNA. Its product is annotated as probable glucan 1,3-beta-glucosidase A. The record is from RefSeq and is a predicted model, not a curated record. Bases 167 to 1684 code for a protein of 505 amino acids. Gene Ontology annotation, biological process: actin filament bundle assembly; establishment or maintenance of cell polarity; cell migration. Gene Ontology annotation, molecular function: actin filament binding; hydrolase activity, hydrolyzing O-glycosyl compounds. The transcript has 8 exons. NCBI's taxonomy places the organism in Eukaryota, Viridiplantae, Streptophyta, Magnoliopsida, Myrtales, Myrtaceae. Gene Ontology annotation, cellular component: cytoplasm; actin cytoskeleton.
CCAGGUCCAAACCUUCGAGGUCAACCCAUCUCGUUGGUCAAAAGUUUCUAGAGUUUUGACUUCUCUCUCUCUCACCACUCUAUAUAUAUUCUCUCCAAUUUAUUACCCUAACGUAGGAAAACGAGGUUUCAAAAUUUUAGAAACUACAAACAAAACAAGAACGACGAUGUUCUCGAAGGAAGCAAGACAGCUUCUCUUGAUCUGCGUUUUCUGCUUAUGUUUCACGCCGUUUCUUGCUAAUGGGAGGGUCAAUCCCAAGUUCAAACUGAGAGCAGUCAACCUCGGAGGUUGGUUAGUCACGGAAGGAUGGAUCAAGCCUCGUCUGUUUGAUGGAAUCCCCAACAAGGACUUCUUGGAUGGAACUGGGCUUCAGUUCAAAUCGGUGACCGUAGGGAAGUACCUGUGCGCCGAGAGCGGGGGAGGGACCAUCGUAGUCGCUAACCGGACCGCCGCAUCCGGAUGGGAGACCUUCAAGCUAUGGAGGAUCAACGGGACACUGAUUUUCAACUUCAGGGUCUUCAACAAGCAGUUCGUCGGGCUGGACGCGGAUGGGGUCGACGUGGUGGCCGUUUCCAAGGCCCCCGUCUCGACGUUCGAGAUCAUCAGGAAUUCGGAGGACCUGAGCAGAGUGAAAAUCCGAGCUCCCAAUGGCCUCUUCUUGCAAGUGAAGACGGAGGUAUCGGUGACGGCCAAUUACGAGGGGGAGGGUGGAUGGGGCGACGACGACCCUUCCGUUUUCGUGAUGAGUUUCGCCGGUAGAAUGCAGGGCGAGUUUCAGAUCACCAAUGGCUAUGGACCAGAGAAAGCCCCACAAGUCAUGAGGGAGCAUUGGAGCACAUUCAUAGCGGAAGACGACUUCAAGUUCAUAUCCACAAACGGGUUGAACGCGGUGAGGAUUCCGGUGGGUUGGUGGAUAGCGAGCGACCCAACCCCACCGCCGCCUUACGUGGGCGGCUCCUUGGCCGCACUCGACAAUGCCUUUUCUUGGGCUCAGAAAUACGGUGUGAAGAUCGUAAUUGAUCUGCACGCAGCACCAGGCUCGCAGAAUGGUUACGAACACAGCUCAUCUAGGGACGGAUCUCAGGAGUGGGGAGCCACUGAUGCUAACAUCCAGCAGACGGUCAAAGUCAUCGAAUUCCUCGCUGCUCGGUAUGCGAAGAGCCCGAGCCUCUACGCUGUCGAGCUCAUCAACGAGCCUCUCUCCCCGGGAGUAGCCCUCCAUGCCUUGACCAAGUACUACAAGGCCGGAUACGACGCGGUGCGCAGGCACUCCCCGACCGCCUACGUAGUGAUGUCGAACCGCCUCGGGCCCUCGGAUCCCAAAGAGCUCUUCCCGCUGGCCAGCGGAUUGGCGGGGACCGUGGUGGACGUGCACUACUACAAUCUGUUCUCGGACAUCUUUGACGACAUGACGGUCCAACAGAACAUCGAUUUCAUCUACACUAACAGGACGGCGCAGCUGCAUAACGUCACCACGGCGAACGGUCCUCUCACCUUUGUGGGUGAAUGGGUGGCUGAGUGGCAAGUGAGCGGAGCAACGAAAGAAGACUACCAGAGAUUCGCCAAGGCCCAGCUCGAGGUGUAUGGCAGAGCGACGUUCGGUUGGGCGUAUUGGACACUCAAGAAUGUCAACACCAAGUGGAGUCUUCAGUGGAUGAUCAACAAUGGUUACAUAAAGCUUUGAUCUUUCGAACUUUUGUCGGUAUGUUCCUGCACAUUUACACCCAUGUGGUUGAUUUUCGUGAUGAUCAAUUGUUUGACCUUGGUCUGCGCGCAUCAUAGAGGAAUAAAUUAGCUUUUACUGUUCCUGA